AUGGAGACACCGGGCUGCCCGGCCUUCCCCCCGCCUCGCCGGGCCGGGGGUCCCCCGGGGCUCCCCCGGCCUCCCACCGCCUUCGCCCUCGGUCCACCGGGGCCCCACCGGCGGCCGCCGCCGCUCAGCCCCCGCCCCGGCCGCUGCCCGCCGCUCCGGGCACAGCCACGGUACCUGGGGGUGGCCAGCCCGGGCCCCCCCGCCGUGGCCGUGCAUGGGAAGCCCCUGUACCCGGCCGGGGCUGCAGGUGAGAAGGGCUGCAAAGGUGGGUUCCAGGCGAUUCCUGCAGCCUGCAGGGUCCCCCCAAAAGCCCCGGAGGACUUGGGGUGCCCACUGGCAGCACCCCUGGGCAGCCUCCGGGACUACGGGAUCCCCGAGCCCCUGAGCAAGAGCAAGAGCAAGAAGAGGAGGAACAGGACGACCUUCAGCACGUUCCAGCUGGAGGAGCUGGAGAAGGUUUUCCAGAAGACACAUUAUCCCGACGUCUACGCCCGGGAGCAGCUGGCACUGCGCACGGACCUGACCGAGGCCAGGGUACAGGUUUGGUUCCAGAACCGCCGGGCCAAGUGGCGGAAACGGGAACGUUACGGGAAAAUCCAGGAGCUGCAGAACAACCUGUGGCCGAGCCCUGGGAGCCCCCCGGGGCUGCUGCCCCCCGAGAGCAUCCCGUCCCCCUGCAUGUCCCCGUACCCCCCCGCUCCCAGCAACGGCUUCGUGGGCAUUCCCGCUUCCCCGGGCCCCCACCCCGGCAUCAACAGCCUCUACUCCCUGCACGGGCUGCCCCCCCCGGGCCUGGCCCCCCACCCCUUCGAGCCGCCCGCCCAGCACGACUACAAGGCGCCCACGCUGAUGCCACUGAGGAUGAAGAGCAAAGAGGGGCCCGGGAGCCUCCUGAACUGGGCCACAUGA
This is a messenger RNA of Vidua chalybeata, 909 nucleotides long. RefSeq names its product ALX homeobox 3 (gene ALX3). The record is from RefSeq and is a predicted model, not a curated record. The transcript has 4 exons. NCBI's taxonomy places the organism in Eukaryota, Metazoa, Chordata, Aves, Passeriformes, Viduidae. The coding region runs from base 1 to 909 and encodes 302 amino acids. Gene Ontology annotation, biological process: regulation of transcription by RNA polymerase II. Gene Ontology annotation, molecular function: RNA polymerase II transcription regulatory region sequence-specific DNA binding; DNA-binding transcription factor activity, RNA polymerase II-specific.